Funneliformis geosporum is the source of this 121-nucleotide messenger RNA. The record is from the annotation of a GenBank genome assembly. Lineage: Eukaryota; Fungi; Glomeromycota; Glomeromycetes; Glomerales; Glomeraceae.
AAGAAGAAGUGCAGAAUAUUCUUUCAUAGUUCUAGAGGAUAAUAAACAUGAUAGUAAUACAGAAGAUAAAGAUACCAGUGAAGAAGAAACUGAAUCAUAUCCUCCACCUGCUAAAAAAUGA